AUGUCCCUGAUCUUUCGCUUCGUCGCCGAACUGCGGUUCAUUCCGUCGCUCUCCAUGUACCCCACGCUUGACGUGGGGGACCGAAUCGUCGCAGAAAAGGUUUCAUACUAUUUCAGGAAGCCUGAGGUCGACGAUGUGGUCAUCUUCAAGGCGCCCAAGGCCCUGAAGAAGCAUGGCUACAGUGAGGGAGAGGUGUUUGUGAAGCGAAUUGUUGCCACUGAAGGAGACUUGGUGGAGGUGAGGGGGGGGCAGCUGUUCGUGAAUGGCGUUGAGAAGGACGAGGAUUACAUAUUGGAACAGCCUACCUACCACAUGGAGACCCAGUACAUUCCAUCUGGCCACGUCUUCGUCAUGGGCGACAAUCGCAACAACAGCUUCGAUUCUCACACAUGCGCGGGUGUGGCGGCGGUGCAGAAUCUAAAGGAAAUUCUGGAGAAGGCGGAGCGGAUGGGAAAUGGCGGAAUCGCGGGGGGAGCGGACGGCGGUCUCGCGCUUAAUGGAUCAUCCGCGGGAGCAGCGGAGAGCGCGGGGGGGGAAGAGGGUGGUUCGGGUUCUGACGUGGAAGAGAUUGUACUCGUGCGCAAGGAGACGCCUAACGAGGCAGCUAGUAACGCAUCAGAGGAUUCUGAGUCGAGCGCCAGCGCGGCUCCGCCAAGCGCGGGUUUCGAAGAUCCCGAGCCUCCAACGGUGGUUCGGCCCAAGCCGGUCAGGGUAGACAGGCCGAAGUUUGAUCGACCUGUGGCGUCGUUCAGCCGCCCCACCCCGCCUGCGCAGCCGGCUCCGGCGCGGCCGGGCGUGUACGUGCGCGGACAAGCGCCCGCCGCCAGCGCAGACGGAACGAGCGCAAGGGAGAAGCUGGCGUGGAAGCCCAAGGGUUCCGCCGACGCCUCAUCUUCCGACGAUGAGCGCGCUUCCGCCGCGGGCGCGGCAGGAGCCCCGCGCAGGGGCCCCAUUUUGCGCGAUGCUGGGCGCAGGGCGCAGCCUGCCGCGGAGGGCAGGGCCGGCGCAAGCGCACCCGGCGGAGCUCCUACCCCCGGACCUUUCGGGGGUCCGGACAAGGCUCCGGCAAGAGGCGGGCGGAAAGACACGCGGAGGAGAGGCGGGGAAGGCGACCGCGACGGGGCCGGACGGGGGAGGCGCGGGGGGAAAGGCUCAACGGUGGCGGAGCAGGCGCGGGGGAACCGGAAGCAGAGCAAGGCGUCGCGCAGAGCUGCGCGCGAGGAGGCUAAGAAGGCCGCUGCGCCCGUUCAGGCGGAGAUUCUGGAGGUGGGGAAGGAGGGCAUGAGCGUGCAGGAGCUGGCGCGGGAGCUGGCAGUCAACGACUCAGAUGUGGUCAAAGCACUCUUCAUGAAGGGAAUUGCGACUACAGUGAACCAAGUUCUUGACGAGGAUACAGUGCGCAUGGUGUGUGCCGAGUACGGGGUGGAGGUUCUCGAUGCCAGCGAGGCAGCGAUGGGGGAAGCUGCCAGGAAGCAGCGCGAAUUUGUGCAGGAGGAGGAUCUGGAGCACCUGGUGGUGCGCCCGCCCGUUGUGACUAUAAUGGGACACGUGGACCAUGGCAAGACCUCUCUGCUUGACUACAUUCGCAAGACCAAGGUGGCAGCAGGGGAGGCGGGCGGAAUCACCCAGGGAAUCGGCGCCUACCGCGUGUGGGUGCCGUACGCCGCUGACUCAGACGAUGACUCGGAUGCUGACGUGGACAGUGAGGACGAGAACGAGGCGGGGCUGCACACGUGUGUGUUCCUGGACACGCCAGGUCACGAGGCGUUCAGCGCCAUGCGGGCGCGCGGGGCGCGGGUGACGGAUGUAGCGGUGAUUGUGGUGGCAGCAGAUGAUGGGGUCAGGCCGCAGACCACUGAAGCUAUCGCUCAUGCUCGUGCCGCUGGCGUGCCUAUUGUUGUCGCCAUUAACAAGAUGGACAAGGAGGGGGCGAACGUGGACAGGGUGAUGCAGGAGCUGUCAGCAGGAGGGUUGAUGUCGGAGGAGUGGGGAGGAGACACGCCCAUGGUGCCGGUCAGCGCAAAGACAGGCCAAGGAGUGGACAUACUGCUCGAGACAAUCAUGCUGGUGGCCGAGAUUCAAGAGCUCAGGGCCAAUCCUGACAGGCAGGCGGCAGGGACGGUGAUAGAAGCAAGCCUGGACAAGCAGAGGGGACCCGUGGCGACGCUGCUGGUGCAGAACGGCACACUCAGGCUGGGAGACGUGGUGCUGUGUGGAGAGGCAUACGGGAAGAUCCGAGCUCUAGUGGACGACACGGGAAGCCGCAGCGACUCUGCUGGGCCUUCUCUCGCUGUGGAGGUCCUGGGUCUCAGCUCAGUGCCGGUGGCAGGCGACCACUUUGAAGUGGUUGACUCGCUUGACCAGGCCCGCAACAUGGCCGAGGAAGCUGCUGCGAAGCUGCGCACCGCCAGGCUGGCAGCCCUGCAGGGCGAGUCGAAGGUGUCUCUCUCCGCCCUGGCUGGCCGGGGGGCGUCUGGAGGGAUGGGCAGUGAUGGAGAGGGGGACGAGGAAGGACUUGAGUUCCACCAGCUGAACGUGAUUCUCAAGGUCGACAACCAGGGUGCUGUGGAGGCCAUUAGGGAGGCGCUGACAGCGCUGCCCCAAGACACAGUUUCGCUGCGGUUCCUUCUCCAGGCUGCUGGUGACGUGGCACUGAGCGACAUUGACCUGGCAGUUGCCAGCGAGGCGGUGGUGCUGGCGUUCAACGUGAGCAUGUCGCCCGCUGUGGAGGCAGCAGCAGAGGAGAAGGGUGUGGAAGUGCGGACAUACCGAGUGAUCUACGACCUUAUCGAUGAUGUUCGCAAGGCAAUGGAGGGGCUUCUUGACUCUGUUGAGGAGCGCACGCCUCUAGGCUCGGCGGAGGUUCGGGCGGUGUUUGGUGCGGGAAGCAGCAAGGUGGCUGGAGUGAUGGUGACUGAAGGGAAGCUCGUGAAGGGGUGUGGGGUGGCGGUAAUUCGGGGGAAGAAAGAGGUGUACUCGGGUACACUCACGUCGCUCCGAAGAGUCAAAGAGCUUGCUAAAGAGGUGGUGGCGGGACUGGAGUGCGGGGUGGGGGUGGAGGGCUUUGACGAGUGGCAGCAGGGCGACAGCAUCGAGGCGUUUGAGGUGGUGCAAAAGGCGAGGUCCCUCGAAGAUGCUUCCAAGGAAGUUACCAAAGCUGUGGCCGAGAAAACUGAGUCCAUGGGGAUUGCCGUCAGCACAGCGUAA
Messenger RNA from Closterium sp. NIES-65, 3207 nucleotides. NCBI's taxonomy places the organism in Eukaryota, Viridiplantae, Streptophyta, Zygnematophyceae, Desmidiales, Closteriaceae. The record is from the annotation of a GenBank genome assembly.